Cheilinus undulatus (humphead wrasse) is the source of this 675-nucleotide messenger RNA. RefSeq lists its product as uncharacterized. The coding region runs from base 62 to 454 and encodes 130 amino acids. Lineage: Eukaryota; Metazoa; Chordata; Actinopteri; Labriformes; Labridae. The transcript has 4 exons. The record is from RefSeq and is a predicted model, not a curated record.
GCCACACACCCACACACACACACACACACACACACAGACACACACAGGAAGGUCAGGACAGAUGGCGGAUUCUCUGAGAACAUCUGAACCCGUUAACUUUGUUCAUCAGGAUGAAAUCUGGAAAGCACACGUUAAAAUGGAGAAGGAUGCAGCGAACAUCUGGCCUAAUAAGUGGGGCUUCCUGACCGAGGCCUACAAAGAGUAUGAGAGAGAAAGUUUUAAACUGAAGGAAGAGGCCAGAGAGGAGCUUCCAUGUCAGCUGACCUCACCUGAGACCACAGCAGAUAAACACCACCAGGUCGGCCCGUCUCCUCCAGUCCCUCAGACCACUCAGGCCCUGAUUGGCUGGCGUUCAGCUCAGCCUCAUCUCCAACUAGAGAAAUAUGGUGUGGUGCAUCAUGGGAGGCGUAGUUUUCUGAAGGAGCUUGGAUGGCCGCUCAAUGCUUGCAUCUGAUGUGACACCUCGGUGUUUUAAAGUGUCACCUGAAGUUUAUUUCUUUACUCUGAAGAUGUGGUGGAGUGAUUUUGUAAAGUUCAUGCCUGUUUAGUUUCUCUCUGACUUCAUGAUUCUGUCAUGACUUACAAAUGAAAAUGUGAUGUGUUCCUAGCAUUUGUCCAGGUCAUGCUCCACUGUAAAAUCAUGUAACAAUUUAUUAAAAUGUUGAUGCAAUUUCA